Molecule: messenger RNA, 3110 nt
Organism: Ceraceosorus guamensis
Lineage: Eukaryota; Fungi; Basidiomycota; Exobasidiomycetes; Ceraceosorales; Ceraceosoraceae
Product: NGP1NT-domain-containing protein
Exons: 3
Coding region: 247-2646 (799 amino acids)
Cellular component (GO): nucleolus
Molecular function (GO): GTP binding
Source: RefSeq, a predicted model, not a curated record
GUCGUGAAUACCUUCCACGCAUCACCAAGCGCCACUCAGCAUUCUUCUCGAUACCUUCUUCGACCGCCACCGACUGCAAACUCUCCACGAGUCUGUCAAGAGUCCUUGUGCUGGCACUCGCGCUCUGGCCAGGAUUGCUCCCUGAUCCCAUACUUCUCGGUGCCCAUCCACUCCUCGCACGGCCAUCACAUUAAGCAAGCAACUCAUCGCUCAAGUACAGCACCCUCAGUAGUAGUACAGCACACCAUGGUGAAGGUGACGCCCACCAAGAAAGGUCAUGGCGGGGCCACCAAGCCUGGAUCCAAACAUACUGGCGGAAAGGGCGUCAAGUUUGUAAAGGGCGAGAAUUUCUACCGAGAUGCCAAGCAAGCCAAACGCGUCAAGCUGCUGUCGAAGAACGGCAUCGCUUCCAAGCCCAUCCGCGAUGCAGCAGGCAAUGUGACCCAAGCGCAAGAGUUCCAGUCUUCAGAUGCCACACCUGGUCGUGUUCAGCCUGAUCGUCGGUGGUUUGGCAAUACGCGGGUCAUCUCGCAAGACGCCUUGGACCAUUUCAGGACCGCGCUCGGAUCUCGGGUGGACGAUCCUUACUCUGUGCUGCUCAGGAGGAACAAGCUGCCCAUGUCGCUGCUGCAGGACGCCAAGAAUGGCAAAGCCCCUAGGCUCACCGCUGUCGAGAGCUUCGAGGAGACAUUUGGUCCCAACUCGAAGCGCAAGCGACCUCGAUUGGAUCCGGGCAAUUCGGGAAGCUUCGCAGAGCUGGCACAAGCUUCGGAGAAGGCAGGCCUGGAGGCAGAGGAAAAGGAGGAGCUGCAAAAGUUCAAAGCCGGAGGUCAUCACCUGGUGCAAGAUGGAGCAGAGAUUGGCAUGGCGCAGUCGAGCCAGGCCUCGCCUACCGGUCUUGUUGGUGAGAGUGCAGGCGCUAGCGGCAGCAGGGUCAUCGAUCCGACUUCGCUGCAAGAAGAGCCUUACAGCAUGACUGUCACGCGAGGCAGAAGCGAGCCAAUCUACAGCAAGGGUCAGAGUCGAAGGAUCUGGGCAGAGCUUUACAAGGUCAUCGACUCGAGUGAUGUGGUCAUCCACGUGCUCGAUGUGAGGGAUCCCAUGGGUACCAAGUGCAAGAGCGUCAUCAAGCACAUCAAGGAGGAGAAGCCGCACAAGCAUUUGGUGUUCCUGCUAAACAAGGUGGAUCUCGUGCCUACUUGGGUGACUGCACGCUGGGUGAAAGUCCUGUCCAAGGAAUACCCCACACUCGCAUUCCAUGCCUCUAUCAACAACUCCUUCGGAAAGGGCGCCCUCAUCCAGCUGCUCCGACAGUUCUCCCAGCUGCACUCCGACCGGAAGCAGAUUUCCAUCGGAAUGAUUGGAUAUCCGAACGUUGGCAAGAGCAGCAUCAUCAACACCCUCAAGAAGAAGAAGGUGUGCAACGUCGCGCCGAUUCCUGGAGAGACAAAGGUCUGGCAGUACGUCACUCUCACCCGCCGGAUCUAUCUGGUCGACUGUCCGGGUAUUGUUCCUGUGGGAGCUGCAGAUUCGGAGACCAACACAGUCCUCAAGGGGGUCGUUCGAGUGGAAAACUUGGAGACGCCAGCCGAGCACAUACAAGCGCUGCUCACGCGUGUCAAGCCAGACUACCUCAGACGAACGUACGGUCUAGAGCAGUGGUCCAAUCAUGAGGAUUUCCUGGCGCAGCUUGCGAAGAAGAUGGGCAAAUUGUUGAAAGGUGGCGAUGCUGAUCUCGAAACGGCGGCGAAGAUGGUGCUGAAUGACUGGAUCCGGGGCAAAAUUCCGUUCUUCGUUGCCCCUCCAUUGCCUGCUUUCAAGGAGAAGAAGCCGGCGCUGACCACUCUCGGAGCCCCAGCUGAGACCGCCGCGUCGAAAGCGCAAGACGGCGAGGAUGUGGGCCUUGUUGCCAAGAAGAAGAUCAUCAAGGGCGUCGAUCAGCCGAUCAGAGCUAUCGCUGUCGUGAAUAAGUUUAGCAAGGCUGACGCACAAGGUGGUCUACCGGAAGACUUCGAGCCGGAUCAUGACGCUGAAGUGGCACCCGGCAUGGACGAAGACGGAGCGGAAGAGGAUAUCGCUUCGGGUGACAGUGAGGACGAUGGGGAGGAGGAGCAGGAGGACGAAGACGAUGAUGAGACGCUGGAAGGUCUGAAAUGGGAAGAUGUGUUUGGCGGUACCUCUGGCAUGGACUCGCGAUCUGCGUUUGCGGAAGAGGACGGCGAGGCAGCCUUGGCCCCGUCAGAAGGCGGCUCCGACUCGGACGUCAGCAGGUCUUACUCGGGCUCCGAAGCUGAAUUCCAUUCGUUAGCCGGAACGAGCAACACCAGCGCACCAGUCAUCUCCUCUAUUGUAGCAGGCAAACGCAAGGCUUCCGAUGACUUGGACGAGGAGGUGGACAACUCCAAGAAGUCGAGGCGAGCUGCGGAGGCGAAGGCCAAGGAAGCUCGGGUGAAGACGAGCAAGCAGAAGACGGAGAACUUCUACACGCAUGCCAAUGUCAAGAACAAGAAUAGAAAGAAGGCAAGUGGAUCGGAAGAUGCGUCGGCUUCUGCAGGACCCAAGAAGAAGGAAAGAGGAAGCAGAGUAGGCGCGAAUGGUAGAAUGGCCAGAACCACCAAGGCGAAGAUCGCUCGAAAGAAGAAGUAGUCCAGUGGUCGCAUCUUUUCUGCUGUGCUUGCGUCUACAGAUCCUCUCCCUUCGGCAACACCAUCAUUGCAAUCCACAAUUCGCAAUUCGCAUUCACCGAGAUUCGUCUCGAGCACGUCACUUUGCUGUCAGAUCCUCCUGCUGCGCAAAGUCGCGAAUUGAACAACCAAUGGUACGCAGUUCGAGGCGGUGCAAGUCGUUCAUCUAGUCUGGUCUCGGCGCGCGAUCCGAUGGCUAUUGCGAGUGUCAGGUCGCUGACUUGUUGGGUAUAAUUGCGGGUCACUGUAAACGUGGCAGGGUCGCCGACGAAGUGAGGUGGACGAUCUGAAAGGUGACGCUGGAGGCUACGCUCGUGAGGGAGACAGGACGGAGUCAACUUCUUCGCGCCGAGUCCUUCGUCGGCAGCAGCGAGAAGUUCGGAAUCAAAAGGGCUGACAAAGUUGCGAUUGACCGCUUUAGAUGGC